UAUUAAACAUGUUUUCAAACGUGUAUUUUUCUUGUUGAGUAGACUUCCUGUUCUAUGCUAUUAUUAAAUAAUUAUUAUUCUGUAUGUGUCGUAAAUACUAAGAUAACACCUGGUAACCUGUGAUAGGUUUUAUAGUUUAAGAGGAAUUAUAUAAAACGCCGCAAUUAAUUCGUAAUGGCUACAGACUCGAUUGGUAGAAUAGUUAUUCAGCAAUGUCUGAAUGCAAAGCUACAAACUAAAUUAACGAAUGAACAAGAAGAUCCUGUAUUCGUUAAGAUAAAUCGAGGAAUAGUUAUUUAUGUAUGCUUUCUGAAAGGUGCUUCUGAAGAACUGGUUUAUAAAAUGGUUACAACAGCUUUGAGUGUAAAACUGUGCGAAACUGAAGAUAGAGGAAUGGUGUCAAUUGUGGAUUUGCCAGGUGAUAUUCUUAUUGUUCCACAAGCCUGUCUGGGAGGGAGGUUAAAAGGUAAAGGUUUUCAGUAUCACAGAAUAAUAAAUAAAAGUGAGGGAUUCAAACUGUACGAAGUAUUUAUUAAAAAAUGCAAAGAAUUAGUAGCAGAAAAUGAAUUAGAAGAAAAAAUUAAUGUAAAAUAUGGGACAUAUGGAAAUAGACAAGUAUUAAAUAUGGAAACAAAUGGACCUUACACUCACAUCAUAGAUUUUUGAAGUGAUAAAUUUUGUUUAGUGUAUUAAUUUAUGUAAUGUAAUAAAUAAAUCAAUUUAUUAAAA
Messenger RNA from Centruroides sculpturatus (bark scorpion), 729 nucleotides. RefSeq names its product putative D-tyrosyl-tRNA(Tyr) deacylase 2. Bases 175 to 666 code for a protein of 163 amino acids. Gene Ontology annotation, cellular component: cytoplasm. Gene Ontology annotation, molecular function: D-tyrosyl-tRNA(Tyr) deacylase activity. Gene Ontology annotation, biological process: tRNA metabolic process. Lineage: Eukaryota; Metazoa; Arthropoda; Arachnida; Scorpiones; Buthidae. The transcript is spliced from 3 exons. The record is from RefSeq and is a predicted model, not a curated record.